AUGAGCCACCAGGAACGUCAGAAGAAGGGCCCAGAUCGAAGGGAACCACCCCGAAACGACGCGGGGACACAGUUCGAAUUUGUAUUGGAGAAGGAUCAGCCUGGCAUUCGCAGUCAUGCCAUGCGACAAUUUUGGAGACAGAAACAAGCCAUCGCAAAGGACGACCCAAGCGACGUCUCUUCCACCGGCCGCCGUUUGUAUCCCCGCACGCUAAUGCCAAAUGAUGGCAUCCAACCCUACCAGUUCGAGGGGCUGAAGGAAUUCCGACAACAGAUGUCAGCGCUCCAGCAAAAGGACGAUGGAGCAGGAUCAGCGAAUUCAGGCAAAGACAAUGCGGAGACUUCAGGUAUCCCAACCCAAAUCUUGUCUGGAAUCCGUCAUGCCCUGGAAUUUGUGAACCACGACCCGUUCCAUACAUUUCCGGUGACAUUGACGGCGCAACACCGCAAGCUAUUGUACCACUGGUUGAGCACGCACACCAGUGGGAUGUCAGCCGCCCUCCCCCACGCGGCCUUCGAUCCCAUCCGGGAGGUUUGGCUGCCAUUGGACUUGUCAAAUAGCGCCUCAUUCAACGCGACUAUGGCGCACGCAGCAGCCCAUCUGGCUUACCUUCACGGCGAGCUCGCCUCGCCCGAAGCUCUCCGAUACAAAACUGAGGCCAUCAGUGUCAUCACAAAAUGGCUGGAUGACCCUGAGCAAGCGCUUCGAAACGAAACCCUUGUUUCCGUAGUCCGGCUUUUGAUGUUCGAGAAAUACUGGGGAAUAGAUGGCCAGUGGGAAGUCCAUCGAGAUGGGCUACAACGGCUGAUCAACGCAAAAGGUGGUCUUUCUGCAUUGCGAGGGGACUGGCGUGUGGAACUCGUCGUGUUUUUUGCCUCCUUCAUUGCAGGAUCACCACAAUGUGAACCAUCCACGCAUAUAUGGGAGCUGUCAGAGCAUUUCACACCGACUGCCCUUCACCCAACAGUACAAUUAACAGCGGACCGGCAUCGAUCCAAGGUGAUAGAAAGUCUUCAGAUAUACCCAGCCGUAUAUGACGCGACCGUCUUGUUAUACAACUCAUUCCACCAGGCUCCCGACCCUGAGUUACUGGCGAAACCCUCAGAAAUGUCCACCCGACGGCUGAAGUGCUUGGUGUUCCUCAGUGUCAUUUUCCAGGAAUCAAUUUACGCCUCGAUAUCAGCACUCGGCGGAGGUAUCAGUAUAGACCAUUCGUUCACCAACCAGUUAGCGGCGUUGGAUGAGUUGUUGACAACGUAUCACCACCGGUGGGGAGGCGAGGUUGAGGUACUGUAUACAAUUCUCUUCGGUAACUUUUGCGAUCUGAAUCACCGGCACGAAACCCCGGAGAUGGGGUUUGUUAUACGGCUCUCAGACAGCCUGGGCCAGCUCAGUCAGCGCGCCCGCAAAGUUAUUGGGCAGUGUCUCUUGAACAUGCUCUUGGAAGAGAAAUGA
This is a messenger RNA of Aspergillus bombycis, 1455 nucleotides long. RefSeq lists its product as uncharacterized. Lineage: Eukaryota; Fungi; Ascomycota; Eurotiomycetes; Eurotiales; Aspergillaceae. The coding region runs from base 1 to 1455 and encodes 484 amino acids. The record is from RefSeq and is a predicted model, not a curated record. The transcript has 4 exons.